UCAGUAGCAAAUGGUAAUCUUCAAAAAUGUUGGGUACAAAAAUAACUUUGAUAGGCUUGCUGGCAGCGGCAACUGCUGUUCCAUUGAAUCAACCAUGGCAACUAGUUCCCAAUUCUUAUGGGUUUCUGCACAUAGUUAAUAUCAAUCCAUCCAAUCUACCGGACGUGGUAUCUAGCAAUCCGGAACAUCUCUUCGCACCCGAAAGUGAUAUGGUAUUUCGACUUUUUACCCGAACCAAUCCAAUUGAACCGCAGUUUUUGGAAAUAGGAAAUCCAGCAUCAAUCACAAACUCCAAUUUCAACGCCGAACACCCAACUCGCUUCACGAUUCAUGGCUGGAACGGAAACGGUAACGAUCCCUCAAGCACGGUAGUCCGUAAUAGUUUUAUCUCAGCCGGUGACUUCAACGUAAUCAACGUUGAGUGGAGUGUAGCUGCCGUUACUCCCAAUUACGUAUCGGCUCGGAAUGCAGUUGGGCCGGCCGGAACCGGAGUAGGCCUACUGAUAGAUGAGUUAAUCGCUCAUGCAGGAGCUAGUCUGGAUGAUAUCUAUGUGAGUGGUUUCAGUUUGGGUGCUCACGUGGCCGGAAAUGCCGGAAAGUAUCACAACGGUAACAUCAAUACAAUAAUUGCCAUAGAUCCUGCCGGUCCGUUGUUUUCGUCCGGACAGGAAGAUGCAGUAUCUCCCGAAGAUGGCCAGUAUGUGGAAACUAUUAUGACCAAUGCUGGGGUGGCAGGUGCAAAUAUACCGUUAGGACAGGCCAAUUUCUACCCGAACGGUGGUCGCAGACAACCCGGUUGUGGCACCGACAUCAACGGAAGUUGUGCUCACGAACGAGCGCCUGUAUUAUAUGCGGAAUCCAUCGGGUCAUCGGUUCCGUUUCGAUCAACAAGAUGCCAAAGUCAUGAUGAAUUGCUGGAUGGCGUUUGUACUCCUAGUGGACCGGAUGCCAACAUGGGUGGAGAGCCAUCCAAUUAUGGUCGCGAAGUUGAGGGCAUUUAUUUCCUAACGACCAAUGGGGAAGAACCAUUUGCCCAGGGAUGAAUAAAAGUAUACAAAUCAAAA
Malaya genurostris is the source of this 1064-nucleotide messenger RNA. Its product is annotated as lipase member H-like. The record is from RefSeq and is a predicted model, not a curated record. The coding region runs from base 27 to 1043 and encodes 338 amino acids. NCBI's taxonomy places the organism in Eukaryota, Metazoa, Arthropoda, Insecta, Diptera, Culicidae. Gene Ontology annotation, biological process: lipid metabolic process. Gene Ontology annotation, molecular function: lipase activity. The transcript has 2 exons.